This is a messenger RNA of Colletotrichum graminicola M1.001, 576 nucleotides long. RefSeq lists its product as uncharacterized. Lineage: Eukaryota; Fungi; Ascomycota; Sordariomycetes; Glomerellales; Glomerellaceae. The record is from RefSeq and is a predicted model, not a curated record. The coding region runs from base 1 to 576 and encodes 191 amino acids. Gene Ontology annotation, molecular function: oxidoreductase activity. The transcript is spliced from 3 exons.
AUGGUGUCGAACACGAUUGCCGCUACAAAAUCAACUCGCUCGUUUUCCAACAUAGGCACGAGCGUUCACGGGGCUUACGGCCAAGAGGUCACAGACGAGGACAUCGAAGACGUGGCACGAAGGAAGAUUGAGAACGAGGUUCGACGCCAUAGUGACCGGUUCGAGUGGCACGAAGACGGUAGCAUAAGCGUGACGCACAUAGUCCGAGCCAUCCGGACCCACGAUCCCACAGGAGCAACGGGGUUCUUUCCGAGAGCGUCACUUCGUUCGGCUUGGGGGCGCAGCAGGCACCAUGGUGCGACGCGGCCUCCCUUCCGCGGUGACGAUGGAUCGUACCACCCUCCUCCGACAUAUGGCGACGGCACGCCGAUCGACGUAAAGGUCUUGGACCUACUACUGAAGCUAGCAGAGGACGGCGCCGUCGACGUCGAAUGGGAGAAGGAAGACCUGGUGCUCCUCGACAAUUAUGCAGUUAUGCACUCCCGAAAGCCGUGGAACGGCACGCGUCAAGUUCUCGCCGCCCUUUGGGAUGGCGACGGCAGGAUGAGGGACUUUCCAGAAGGUGUCGAGUGCUGA